This is a messenger RNA of Amblyraja radiata (thorny skate), 4592 nucleotides long. RefSeq names its product thrombospondin, type I, domain containing 1 (gene thsd1). Gene Ontology annotation, cellular component: cell periphery. Lineage: Eukaryota; Metazoa; Chordata; Chondrichthyes; Rajiformes; Rajidae. The transcript has 6 exons. The record is from RefSeq and is a predicted model, not a curated record. The coding region runs from base 362 to 4249 and encodes 1295 amino acids.
GGCGAGACAGUCAGACGGACUGUGGGACAGAGAGUCAGACUGAGUCAGGGAACCAGCCGCACUGCCGGUUAGACAGGGAGACAGGGAGAGAGCAGGCUGUCACAGAGACUGAGGCUCGGACCAAGCGGACCCGGGCAGACACACAGACACACAGACCCGGAGCCAGACUGCGGGGCGCGGCCGGGAGCGGGGCUGGAACUGGGAGAGCGGGUUGUGCAGCAACUCUGCUGCGGGGUGUGUGUGGUCCGGUCCCCCCGCCUUGGACAGACUGGAUCGCGGGGUGGCCAGGAGGGUCACGCUUACCCUGGGACACCCCGAGUCACCCAGAGUCACCUCCCGCCCCAGCGGCCCGGACAACGGGAUGAGUGUGCGGGCUGCCCCGGGAGGAGGCGGUGGGCGGGCGGCCGCUCCGUUGCUGCCGCUGCUGCUGCUGUUGUGUGGAUGCGCGGUCUAUGGGCAGCUGAAUUACCGGCUGUCCGGCCCACCCUGGCAUGUUGCGCUGAGUGACCAGACGGUACACGUGGACUUGAGAGGGGUGAACGGGAGCGGCCACAACCUCAGCCUGACCCUGGUGGAAGCCGGCACCAACCGCACCCUGGCCACAGUCCCCGGCCCCGUCCCCUUGCCCGGCUCCCUAGACCUCGACUGCUCGCUCUUCCGCUGCGCCGGGGAACUGCUCUUCAGGCUGGGCGAGUGGAGCAGCCGCCCGCUGCCCGUCCGCUGGCCCCGCUUCCAGCUGUGGCUGGCCGCCUCGUCCGCCCGCUCCCCCGGCCGCUUCCAGCUGCUCCUCUCCAGCGUCCAGCGCCUGUGCCCGCGGGCCGCGCCGGCCCUCACCCUGCACACCGGCCCUGGCCCGGGGCUGCAUCUGCGGCUCGGCCCGGGGGGGCUGGAGCGGGGCCCGGGGGGGCUGGAGCGGGGGCCAAGGACCGAGCUGGGACGGGGGCCCGAGAGGGGACAGGAGCCUGGGAUGGCCCCGGAGCCGGGGAUGAAUCGGGGACCGGGGAGGGGCCCCGGGCCGGGGGUGCUUGAGGGGGAGCCGGAGAGGGGGUCAGGGCCGGGGGGGCUGGAGCGGGGGCCGGGGACACGGCUGGAGCGGCCAGAUCCCAAGAGGGGCCCGGAGCCGUGGAGGGACCAGGACCAGGAGCCAGGAGAGUCAGAGGGGCCGGAGUUGGAGCCGAGGACAGGGCUGGAGAAGGGGCCGGAGGAGCCGGCUGGGGUCCCGGGGUGGGAGGUGAGGCUGGAGCUACCCUGCCCGCCGAGGAGCCGGGGCUCCGCCUGGACCGUGUCGCUGCGCUCCCCUUGCUCGCCCACCCCGCUCCUGAGCCGCACCGUCCGCCCCCGAUACUCCCUGAAGCUGCCCGCCGCACCGUGCCGACACUCGGCCGCCGGUCACCGUGUACCGGGCGUGGCCGCAGCCACCGCCACCGAUGCUGCCGGCCUCACUCCUCCUGGCCGCCCUAUCCCCAGGAUCCACACCGCCCUCUAUCAACCCCCCUCCAGGAUCCACACCGCCCUCUAUCACCCUCCCUCCAGGAUCCACACCGCCCUCUAUCACCCCAUCCCCAGGCUCCACACCGCCCUCUAUCAACCCCCCUCCAGGAUCCACACCGCCCUCUAUCACCCCAUCCCCAGGAUCCACACCGCCCUCUAUCACCCCAUCCCCAGGGUCCACACCGCCCUCUAUCACCCUCCCUCCAGGGUCCACACCGCCCUCUAUCACCCUCCCUCCAGGGUCCACACCGCCCUCUAUCACCCCAUCCCCAGGGUCCACACCGCCCUCUAUCACCCCAUCCCCAGGAUCCACACCGCCCUCUAUCACCCCAUCCCCAGGGUCCACACCGCCCUCUAUCACCCCAUCCCCAGGGCCCACACCGCCCUCUAUCACCCCAUCCCCAGGGUCCACACCGCCCUCUAUCACCCCAUCCCCAGGAUCCACACCGCCCUCUAUCACCCCAUCCCCAGGGUCCACACCGCCCUCUAUCACCCCAUCCCCAGGGCCCCCUCUCCACCGGUUCCCUCCCUCUCUCCCUCGCCACCACCACCACCACACCCGACUCCUUCUCGCCCACCACCGCCACCGCCACCUUCACCCCACCCAGCUCCGGCUCCCCCCUGCCCUCCCUCGCCACCACCACCAACCCACCCGGCUUCCCCGCUGCCCUCCACUACUGCCCGGCCGCCUGUCCUCGCCCAGAGCUGGCUGCCGCCCGGGGACAGCAUCGCCCGGUUCAAGUGCUCCGUGUUCGAGAGCGGGACACACGAGUACUGCUUCCAGUUUGUCAGCGCGGACACUCCGGGCGCCGGCAGCCCCGUGCGGUGUGUGAUCCUGCACCGGCAUCCAGAGACACGGGGCGCUUGGCUCUCCUGGAGUCCGUGCAGUGUCACCUGCGGUGAGGGCGUGCGGCAACGGGUGCGGCGAUGUCUGACAUCCUCCCCGGGGACUAAUGGGUGCGGUGCGGACAGUGAGGUGUCCCUCUGCUCACUGCUGGAGUGCUCCGGGCAGGGUGGUCCCGCGAAGGUCCAUAACACCAGCAACAUAGUGACCAUCACCGGCAUCUCCUUCUGUCUGCUGGUAAUCCUGGCCACCAUCGCUAUCACCCUGCGGACCAAGCUGUCGUGUAAAGGGCCCGACUCCAACGGUGCCGAUCUGUGCGUCCCGGCCCGCCAAGCUGACAUGGUGCCCGAGCACGACCCUUCGGCCCGCCUGGACGCUGCUGUCAACAUCCCCCUGGGGUUUCGGAGGAGCCAGGUGUUUGUGCCGAGCGAGGAGGCGGCACAAGAGGAGGGCGGGUGGGUGCAGGACACACAGAAGGCGGUGCCCCCCAUAUUCGGCUACCGCCUGGCGCAGCAGCAGCUGAAGGAGAUGCAGAGGCAAGGGGUGACGGAGGGGACGCAGGUAUACCUCGUUACACAGCAGGCUGGUGGCGGGGCGCUGCCCUCCCCGGGCAAGGACGACAGCGCGGACAGCGUUGCCAACACGUUCCGCCUCAAGUGGCCGUUCCCAGCUCACACCCCCAGCCACUGCCCUCUGCCCAGCCGCGACCAACUGGCCGUGCCCCCCUUCCCGCAGCUAGACCUCCCCCUGCCCCCCGCCUCUCGCAGCCCGGGGGCAGCGGGCCACUGGGACGGGGCCGCGGGACCAGGUAGCCGGGGGGGCGGGGGGCGAUCCCUCGCCGCCGGCUUCAGGAGGGCAGCGAGCUUCGGCGAGAGCGGGGCGGCCCAGUAUUACAGAGAGCGCAGCCGCUCCUCGCCGUCGCACAGGCCCCGGGCCGGGGAGCCGGCCACAGCUGGCGACAGAUGUGGAAACAUGUUGCCCGUAACAUCUAGCGACAGAUGUGGAAAUAUGCUGCCCAUAACAUCUGGCGACAGAUGUGGCAACAAGCUCCCCGUAACAUCUAGCGACAGAUGUGGAAAUAUGCUGCCCGUAACAUCUGUCGCCAGAUGUAGCAACAAGCUACCCAACACAUCUGGCAACAUAUGUGGUACCAACAAGCUACCCAUCACAUCUGGCGACAGAUGUACCAACAAGCUACCCAUCACAGCUGGGGACAGAUGUGGCACCAGGCUGCCCGAAACAUCUGGCGACAGAUGUGGCAACAAGCUACCCAUCACAGCUGGCGACGGAUGUGGCAACGAGCUGCCCAUCACAGCUGACGACAGAUGUGGCACCAGGCUGCCCGAAACAUCUGGCGACAGAUGUGGUACCAACAGGCUUUCCAUCACAUCUGGGCACAAAUGUGCCAACAGAUGGCCCGCAACAACUGGCGACAGAUGUGGAACCGACAGGCUGCCCACCACAGCUGCCAACCACAAGCAGCCCAGCACAGCUGGCGACAGAUGUGGCAGCGAGCUGUCCACCACAGCUGGUGACAGAUGUGCAGGGAUCCACAUGUGUGACCACCACAGUGCAGCGGCGGCGGAGACUGCGGGCGGCGGGGCCGAUGGGUUGGGGGUGAGCUGGGUCUUUGGCGAGGUGGACACAUUCCCCGGCAGGAGGCAGCGAGGGGGCCCGGGAGAUGGGGCUGAGCCCGGGAGGGCCCAGGGCAGCAGCCCGCUGUCUCGCCACCUGUGCCGGCAGGGCCGCUGUCGGAGCUUCCCCAGCGAGCCCGCGGCCAUGCACUUCGACAACACGGCCUUUGAGCUGAGCGCCUCGGAGCAGCGCAUCAUCGACCUGCCCGCACUGUUUGGGCCGCACUCACCCGGGGAUGAGGACAGCAGCACUUUCAGCAGCGACAGGCUGGUCAUCUGAGGCCGGACAGCCAGGGGGCGGAGAUGCAGAAACAAGGAACUGCACAAGCUGGGGGUUAGACCACAGGCAGGCACACAGUGCUGGAGUCACCCAGCAGGUCAGGCAGCUUCUCUGGAGAACACCAAUAGCUGACAUUUCGUGUCUGAUGGUCCCAACCCGCUGAGUUACUCCAGCACUUUGUGUUCUACUCUGACAAUCAACCACUCUUGACCCCAGAGCACAGGAUUAUGGUGAGAGGGGAGAGAUUUAAGAGGGACCUGACUACAGGUGCUGUCUGUACAAAGUUUGUACCUUCUCCCCGUGACCGCGUGGGUUUUCUCCAGGUGCUCCGGUUUCCUCCCAC